AUGGAGCGAUCCCCGAAACUGCAAGUGAUGUCAUCUAUAAACUUGGACGGGAACGGACGAGAAAUUGCCAGAACUUUUAUUGCAAAGCAGAUUUAUAGGGACGACUCAGGAAACACACCCGUGAACGCUUUCUCUGUUAAAAUAAAUAGGGAUGAGCCUAUUAGUGAGCUCAAAAAAGUUAUCAAGGUGGAGAAGCAGAAUGAUUUCGCCAAUGUUGACGCCGACAAACUCAAGCUGUGGAAGGUAGAAAUUCCUGACGAUCACGAUUCCGAAUUAGCCAACCCCCCAUUAGAUGACGAACUCCUUGCAAUGAAAAAGAUUUCGAAAUACUUUCCUGUCACGCCAGCCGAAGAAUGUAUUCAUGUUAUAGUCGAACCACUCGUAUCAACCACCACUUCGAGUCGUGAGCAGGAAUUACUUGACCGCAUCGCAUCGUUGGAGGCAUCGAUUAACAAGUCCGUCCAUGAGUUCGACGUUAUCGUGAGUCCAAAGCGGACGAAGAGAUUCAAGUGGACGGUGAAUAUCGAGCAUGCAACUCUCGAAGCUCUCAAAGAUUCUAUACGUGCUGUGUAUCAAACACCAGCUCUUGAAAAUGAUGGAGCGGUAUUCAACGUUAAUAACCUCAAGUUUACCGUGUUCAUAGAGACCCCCUCAAAGGCAUUCUCGGAUUGGACAUUCCCAAAAGUAUCUGAGCUGGAUGCUCGUCUCAAGACCAUUCCAAUCAGUGGAAAUGAAGCAUCAAAAUUGCAAUAUGUUUGUUCGUACCUUGUCGGUAAGUUUGAGCUUCGACCAGAGAAAAACAUAACAGGGCCCAAUGGUCACGGGCCAGUCGAUUUCGCAAUAGAUUUGCUCAAAACCGCAAAAAGUGUUGGCGUGACUGAAGUAAAAGACGAAGAUUUUUAUAAGGGCAUUGCUCAGAAUGCUGUUCAACUCGAGUCCGCUUUAUCAAACCGUAAGCGUAAGGCCAGCGAGAUAGAGGAAGGUGUGUUUGUGGGUAAGGUGUUCGGAAUUGUGACGGAUGCAAAAGAAUGGUAUUUUUUGGAAUGUUCGUUCGAUAAUCUAGAAAGGCCCAAAUUCAAACUAUCAAAACCAGUAGUCGUAGUGUAUAACAGUGAUGAUACGGAGGGUAUGGUUGAAAGGGUUCUAGGACAUAUUGCUUGGUUAUUAGAGGAGGCACAGAAACCGGUGGAAGAUUUACAGAGCGAUGGGCAACUGAGGGUAGUAAAAAAGCACAGGUCAUCGAGUAAUCUCGUAGAAGAGUCGGGUUAG
Paraglomus occultum is the source of this 1269-nucleotide messenger RNA. NCBI's taxonomy places the organism in Eukaryota, Fungi, Glomeromycota, Glomeromycetes, Paraglomerales, Paraglomeraceae. The record is from the annotation of a GenBank genome assembly.